AUGGCUUCCACAAUAGCCUCCCCGGUCCCACUGCGCUUCAACCAGUCUCCACGAACGACCAAUGAACGCGAGGCUGUCGACCCAGGACGCGAUACUCCUCUUCCACAGUAUGAGAAGACGCAGUCGGUGCCAGUUACUUUGAAACUCCAGGAAGAUGCCCAAAAUCCAGGCCGGUUUCAGCUUGUAUUGGACAUUGGUGCGAAGCUGCAAUCACCAGAUGGAUUGCCCUUGAAUACAUUGUUCAACCUUCCAAAUACGAUCAAUAGCGCUACCAAGGGUGACGAAAAUUCUAGUCGAGAUACAUCCAGUCCACCUACGACACCACUUUCGGAGAAGCAGGGCUGGGCCGAUUUAGAUCAUGUGCCCCCUGAAUUUCUCAACAAAGUUGUACCAGAUUGGAAUGUAUCGUUUUCUCGGAGUGAUUCGACAGUAUCCACACAGACAAAGCGUCUUGCCGAGAUCAAAGCCAAGAUCAAGAAGAAGGGAAAGGGCUACGUAGUUCGGCUCUUGAAAGGAUCCGCCACAGACUCGAACGAGAUUGCUGAAGUAGACUUGGGUUCAGAUGCCACCAGAUCCCGAGCAAACAUCUCUGAGCUUGACUCCGCAAUUCUGCCAGCCGAACUUCACUCGGUACCGUUCUCUGUGCCAUCAAAUUCUAUAAGUCCUGUCGAUGGAGGCCCGAUAUGCGAAAUCGGUACUUCAAAUGAAGAUGGCAUCAGGCGGCCGCAAGAUCCCAUUGCUCCUGGACCUGAUUCAAAUAGUGAAACACAUGCGAGGCUAUUGGAAGGGAGUCGGUUAGUACAAAUCUCAACCACCGAAGAAGGAAUGAGCGAUGCGGAAACCCUGAUAUCCGACCUUCGCCCAAUCGAUCGGCAUGUGGACGGGGAACAAACCUUUGGCGAGUCCUUGCGUCAAAGUGACUUCUUGACUCCAAUCCGAUCAGGUUCAGUAUCUAGCAUUGUGAAAACACCUACCCGGGGCUUAUCGCUUAUUGGGCCAGUCAGGAAAAGGGUCGAGAAGAAGGCUCGUCCCCGUAUAAACUGCCGAACCGCAAACAUGAAUCUGAAACGAUCGGAUGCUCACAAAUCUAUCAAGAGUCGUUCUAAUUCAACUACCAUUGAAACCGAAGAUUGGUUUGAUGAAUUUGGAACGAAUUCGACUAACAUGCGGCAAUGUCAGCGUCUGUCACCUCGUAAGUCUAAGGAUUCUGACCGAAAUUUCCAAGAUCAUGGGACAUGGCAAAAUUCAAUACGACAUACCGGAAGGAUGAGACCUCGAAACGCUCGUCAUUCAUCCGUAGAUGAUCUCCAAGUACCCGCGAAGUCCAAGUAUGGAUUGCGGUUGCAAACCAACGUACCCAAAACAAGAUCCGCUCACGUAUCCCCAGUAACUCAGCGGAAAGGGCCACCGAACGUGCGGAAACAAAAAUCCUCGUCGAAUUCGCCAGGUGGGGUGUACGAUGAUGAUGUAGCAUCUUCACCUGAAUUGCAAGAAGCGAGCCAUUCAGAGGUGCUCAGAGAGGCUUUGAGGGCUUUGAGUGAUAUUGUUUCGGACCCAAGCAACGGCAAUCAAGGCAUUGAUGAUACGCAAGACCCUGCUGUGCACCGCCUUGCUGAGCCGGUAAAUAAAGAUUGUAUUGGUGAUAUAGUGUUGCCCUCGGAAACCGAGAUCAGGUCGGCACCUAGUGGAGUGCGCAACCCAGCAUUGGUGUACUGGGCCCUCGCAUUUGGUGCGUUAUCAGACAAGGUAUACGAAGGAUUCAAAGUACUUCGAGAUGUUGUCGGUCCUGAGCGACCCGUUCCGAGAGGUCAUGUUCGUGUUCGAUGGACUUGCUCAUGUGGAGAGUCACUUUAUGAUGACUUCAUUGAGCAACGACCGAAUGCAGCCCGACUUCUAGAAGCCUACUUGAACCGUCCGAGAGUGCACACUUACCAAAGCCCCGCCAGCCAGAGCAGUACAGUGUCAUCCGUGUCCUCUAUCUUCGACUCUUCUAGUCGAGCUUCAACCCUGGCGACGCCAUCAUCUACAUAUGGUGGAUCUGCUCCAUGGUCUAGAGGCAGUGAUCCAUCAAAGUACAACCCGUCCCGUGUGCGAGCCGACAGUGCAUUCAGUGUUCGCAUGCCCAAUUAUGCCGAAGAAUCGUGGCUUCUCACCUGCGCAAACGAGGGGCGUCUUACGCCCAAGAUUGUGCAUCUCGACGUCAACGAAGGCCGGAUAAGAAGCGAUAAAGACUUAGCACUCUCCCUACGAGAGCACUACGACCAGCUACAUCGCCGAUGGUACGACUGGACACGAUUGCGUGGACUAACGACCAUCGAAUUUGUACAGUUCGAAGUUCAUCGUAAUCGAUUUGCUGAUAUUCGGGCCGCGCCAUCUAUGCCUCCGAAAUCUGCGACGUCUUCAGUGUCUGCAGCUGGAGGCCCAGAGAAAUCUCAGGGGGCAUCACAGCAUCCAUAUACUUUUGAGCCAAAUGACCUUUUACCUCCUGUCGGCAGCACCUACCUCCUUCAUCUUUUCAAGCACCCAAACGAUUAUGACAGCGAGUUGGUAACGUAUCUACGUAGUCCGAAGCGGCGUCAGCGGUUAGAGUUCGGCAUGGGGUGGGGUGUUCAUCUUGUGGAAGGAUUCCUGGCCCAACGUGUUUGGGCGUUUACAGUGGGUAUUUGUGGCCUGAGUAGUGCAGUGUUUGCCGCUCUGUGGGCGAUUAUGAAGGAAGAUGUGCAAGGUGCAUUUGGAGUUGCGCAGUGGGUAUUGGGUCUCGCUGUGCUAAUGGUCGGUGGCAUACAGGCGUGGCUAGAGUAG
Molecule: messenger RNA, 2802 nt
Organism: Bipolaris oryzae ATCC 44560
Lineage: Eukaryota; Fungi; Ascomycota; Dothideomycetes; Pleosporales; Pleosporaceae
Exons: 3
Coding region: 1-2802 (933 amino acids)
Source: RefSeq, a predicted model, not a curated record